Podospora anserina S mat+ is the source of this 2712-nucleotide messenger RNA. RefSeq lists its product as uncharacterized. The transcript is spliced from 3 exons. Bases 1 to 2712 code for a protein of 903 amino acids. Gene Ontology annotation, cellular component: mitochondrion. Gene Ontology annotation, molecular function: carnitine O-acetyltransferase activity. Gene Ontology annotation, biological process: carnitine metabolic process. Lineage: Eukaryota; Fungi; Ascomycota; Sordariomycetes; Sordariales; Podosporaceae. The record is from RefSeq and is a predicted model, not a curated record.
AUGCCUACACAAGUCCGUCACUUCGCCACACCAAGAGCUCUCGGUGAGACUCUCACCCUUCCACUUGAGCCGGCUGAGUCGAAACCUCAGUCACCGCCACCCGAAACUCCUCGCACCAUCGCAGACCUUCCAGUGAUUCCAAAGCCGAGAAGAAACACAGUGCUCAAGGCUCGCAACUACGACAUGGGUCCCUUUCGUGAGGAGAAGACCAAGGGAGGAGUCACGUACGCUCAUCAGGAUGAGUUACCCAAGCUGCCCAUCCCAGCCCUCGAGCAGACCUGCCAGAGAUAUCUCUCUUCUCUCAAGCCGCUUCAGGGCCCAAGGGAACACCAAGAUACCAGGAAUGCCGUUCAAGAGUUUCUCAACAAUGAAGGACCAGAACUGGACGCAAAGUUGAGGGCGUACGCGGAGGGGAAGACCAGUUAUAUUGAGCAGUUCUGUAAGUUGUUUGCUCGCUGGUCAUGGAAUGAAGACUUUUGGCUAACAGUCAAGGCCCGCAACAAUCAGGUGACGCGCGCUGCGUCUCUGAUUGUGUCGGCGUUGGAGUUUGUUCGAGCUGUCCGCAAGGAGGAGCUCCCACCAGACACCGUCAAGGGGACGCCCCUGUGCAUGCACCAGUAUUCACGGCUCUUCGGCACCGCCAGAGUGCCCACUGAGGAUGGGUGCCAGAUUGAGCAGGAUCCCGACUCCAAGCAUCUCAUUGUCAUGUGCCAUGGCCAAUUUUAUUGGUUCGAUGUCUUGGAUGACAACUCUGACGUGAUCAUGACGGAGAAGGAUAUCGCCAUCAAUCUCCAGACCAUUGUGGACGAUGCGGCACAGAUCCCCAUUCAAGAGGCCGCGAAGGGUGCCCUGGGUGUCCUCAGCACCGAGAACCGCAAGGUCUGGUCUGGUUUGAGGGAUGUCAUCACCAGAGAACCAGGUUCCAACAAUGCCGACUGCCUCAGCAUCAUCGACACAGCUCUCUUCGUGGUCUGCCUGGACUACACAGAGCCUGCCGAUGCUGCCGCCCUCUGCCAGAACAUGCUUUGCGGCACCAGCGAGAUCGAGAAGGGUGUCCAGAUUGGAACCUGCACCAACAGGUGGUACGACAAGCUGCAGAUCAUCGUCUGCAAGAACGGCAGUGCCGGCAUCAACUUUGAGCACACUGGUGUCGACGGUCACACGGUUCUUCGCUUUGCCAGUGAUAUCUACACCGACACCAUCCUCCGCUUUGCUCGGACCAUCAACGGCAAGGCACCAGCCCUCUGGUCAUCCACCAGCCCCGACCCCUCGAAGCGUGACCCUGAGAGCUUUGGCGAUGUCAGCACCACACCUCACAAGCUCGAAUGGGACAUGAUCCCUGAACUUCGCAUCGCUGUCCGCUUUGCCGAGACCAGACUCGCCGAUCUCAUCGAACAGAACGAGUUUGAGUGCCUGGAUUUUGGCGCCUAUGGCAAGAACUUCAUUACCAGCAUGGGCUUCUCUCCCGAUGCUUUUGUCCAGAUGGCCUUCCAAGCCGCUUACUACGGUCUCUACGGCAGAGUGGAGUGCACGUACGAGCCAGCCAUGACCAAGACCUUCCUUCAUGGCCGCACUGAAGCCAUUCGCACUGUUUCGGAAGAAGCCGUCAACUUUGUCCAGACCUUCUGGGCUGACAACCCGGCCGAGAACAAGAUUGAGGCUCUCAGGCAGGCCUGCCAACGUCACACAGCCAACACCCGCGACUGCUCCAAAGCCCAAGGGUGUGAUCGUCAUUUGUACGCCCUGUUUUGUCUCUGGCAGCGCAUGGUUGACGAUGACUUUGGCUCCAACGGCGAUAGCACCAACGGGUACUCUUCUCCGGUAGAUGGCAUGUCUGAUAUCAGCUCUUCCCACGGCAGAGCGGCCGAGUACCUUAUCGACAAUGGCACCACCCCCUCGUCUGCGGUCCAUGCCCCCCCCGCGGCUACCACCAACACCAACGGGACCAAUGGCACGACCAAUGGUGACGACGCCAACAGCAGCGUCAUCCGCAACAGGACCAAUUCCGCCUCAUCUAGACACUCCUCCCGUUCCCGCUCGCCUAAUGGAUCAUCUCAUCAACUGCCCCUCAUUUUUGCUGACUCGGGUUGGGACAAGCUCAACACCACCAUCCUCUCCACCUCCAACUGCGGCAACCCAUCCCUGCGACACUUUGGCUUCGGCCCCGUGUCGGGAGAUGGCUUCGGGAUAGGCUAUAUCAUCAAAGACGAGACCAUCUCUAUUUGUGUCUCCUCCCGCCAUCGCCAAACCAAGCGUUUCGUCGAUACCCUUGAGUCCUACCUCUUGGAGAUCCGCCGGAUCCUGCGGUUGACCGCAGCCCAGAGAAAUGGAGGGGCGGGGGUUGCCAGCAAGCAGAGCAGAGCCAGGGAGGUGGAUGAGAUGAAGGCCAAGCCGAAACUUACACACAAAGAUUCUGCCACUGCGAAGGCCAAACUCCGGGGACGACUUAUCACCGGCGGCAGUGAUCUGGGGAGGAAGGGAGGGUUCAGUGUGAAUGGGAGCGUGAGUCCGACGGAGGAUAGCCUGUUGGGGAUGAGUGAGGAUGAUGAGUUGGGCGGUUAUGGCUUCUUUGACGCGGGGAUGCUGCUUCAGGCGCUCAAGGCGAGGGGGGAGAGCUACGAGGGUGGGGAGACGAAGGCGAGUGAACGGGCGACGCAGCAGGCCAAGAGACGGACGGAGAUUGGGAAACGGUUGAGGUUGGUCGAUUAUUGA